CGCCGGAAACUUCUCACUGAUAACUUGGGCCGCUUCUCCUCCUCCUCGCUCUCUCCACAGCAUAAGAGGCCGGGGCCGCCAGCACUAUGGUAGCAACUCUGCUGCUUCUUGCUGCCUUCUCUCGCCAAGAAAAAAACACCUCCAAAUCCAUCGCCGUCGAUGAUCCUCUCGGCCUUCCUUCUCAUCUGCUGCGCCGUCGCCACCUGGACGGUGUCCCCGGCCAAGGCACGCCAAAGCCAAAGCCCAUCAUCUGAAAUGGGAGCAGAUCAUCAUCAAGCUUAUGGCACCUUGGACCAGGUGAAGGCGGCUCUUCAGCGGGUGGGGCUCGAGUCGUCCAACCUCAUCAUCGGGGUGGAUUUCACCAAGAGCAACCAGUGGACAGGGAAGCGCUGCUUCGGCGGGAGGAGCCUGCACGACCUCGCCGCCGGCCCGAACCCGUACGAGGAGGCCAUCGGCAUCGUCGGCGACACGCUGUCGGCCUACGACGAGGACAACGCCAUCCCCUGCUUCGGCUUCGGGGACACGUCCACGCACGACCAGGGCGUGUUCAGCUUCUACGGGGACAGGCGGCCGUGCGCCGGCAUCCCGGAGGCCCUGCUGCGUUACCGGGAGAUCGCCGCCACCGUUCAGCUCUCCGGGCCGACAUCUCUGGCGCCGAUCAUAGAGGCUGCAAUGGGGAUAGUCCAGCGCUCCGGGCAUCAGUACCACAUCCUGCUGAUAAUCGCUGACGGGCAGGUUCCGAGAGGUUGCGGCGCUCAUCGCGCCAGCUCCCCGGACGAAUCAAGAUCAGAGAACUACAUGGAGGAGAGGACUCUCCAGGCCCUCAUACAGGCCAGCCAUUUCCCUCUGUCCAUCGUCCUCGUCGGGGUCGGGGACGGACCAUGGGACGACGAUCAGAUGCGGUUCCACGACGGCCGGCGCCGAUUCGAUAACUUCCAGUUUGUAGAUUUCACCAAGAUCAUGUCGGCGGAGAUGUCCCGCGCCGAGAAGGGGGAGCGGUUCGCGCUCGAGGCGCUAGAGAAGAUCCCGAGCCAGUACGCUGCGAUCAUCAGCCAGCGAAUCAGUGAUCUGGCUGCGAGGGCGCCUGCGAGGACGCCUCUUCCUCCUCCAUCCUGAGCAUCCGGUUCACCGUCGGUUUCGCUGCGCAGGCAGGUUCAUGAUAUGGUCACAUUGUUGGAGGAUGAAGUUAGCCAUUUUAGUUCCCAUCCCCUGUGUGUGCUUGUACACUUCAGAGCACCUCAAUUUCCAGCCCACAUCUCCUGUUCAUUUGUACUCUUUUAAUAAUAGCAUAUAUCUUUAUUGACAGAGUUGGCUAGUCUUCAUAUAUGUUACAGAAGAAAA
This is a messenger RNA of Aegilops tauschii subsp. strangulata, 1341 nucleotides long. RefSeq names its product E3 ubiquitin-protein ligase RGLG2. NCBI's taxonomy places the organism in Eukaryota, Viridiplantae, Streptophyta, Magnoliopsida, Poales, Poaceae. Gene Ontology annotation, cellular component: nucleus. Gene Ontology annotation, biological process: protein ubiquitination. Gene Ontology annotation, molecular function: ubiquitin-protein transferase activity. The record is from RefSeq and is a predicted model, not a curated record.